UGACGUAUAAAUUCCCGUUUUUAUUCGCCCGGGUGGAGCAGAAAAGUAGGACGUUAAACCCCAUUUAGUUUAUUCGGCGAUAUACUGGGCUUUAAUGUCCACUUCCACACCAGUCAGAGUAAUAGCCUCGAACAAAGUCCACCUACACUAUUUUACAUGAUAUAUCGACGACUGAUGAAAACAGAAAUAGAUGUGAUGGAGUUUAGAAUUUGGAUUUCGUGCCAAACGAUGAUCCGUGUUUCUGCGCCUGCCAUUCAAACUUUGUAAACGUGCUUUGGUGAGUGUGAGAAAAACUGACGUAAUAUGUGAACUGUGUGGGCUGUAAUUUACAGUAAGUAGUGUGAAUUGUUAUGGAUGAGAGUGGAAACGACAAUAUAAGUUAUUAAGUUACGCAGUUAGUCAAAUAAAAAUGCCAGGAGGACACAUGAAACGGUUUGGGAACUGAGACCAGAGUUAAUAUAAUAACAAAGAAUUUGGUUGUUAGUCGGACAAUAUGCUUCUUCAAGCGUAUCUCUUAUUUGGAGCUUUAUUGCUUGUAGAAACCAAAGAUAGACGCCGAAAACCUCCAACCCGAACCCUUGGUACGUCACCCGAACCUCAUAUUGAUGAAAGGAACGAAACUGAAAUUUUCUUUGCUAAAGUCAUUUAUAACCAUUCCAGAUAUUGUUCUUCGGACAGUGUCUGCGAAAAUGCAGUUUUUGCAUCUGAUAGUUGUCCAAAGUGCAAUAAAUGCCAAUGUGAUGAGGCGUGUUCCUAUUACGGCGACUGCUGUCCCGACAUCGCUUUACGUCAACCCAAAAAAGUAACCAAGAGAUUUGAUUGUGUGAGUUCAUUAGUUCAAAGUGUGUAUCCUGUUGAAAUCUUUGAAUUGCGGGUGAACGAAAACGAAAAAUAUUAUAUGACAGCUACAUGCCCUAGCAACGACCUUGGCCUGAGAGUGAAGUGCUUUAAUUCAACGGCGUCAGAACCGGUGACAACCAUGGACAACACCACUACAUACAAAAACAAAUAUUGUGCUUUAUGCCAUAACGUGACCAACACAAGAAAAUGGAAGAUGUCAAUAGAAUGUCACUUAGACACGUACUCAAAUGAGGCGUAUUCGACCUUGAUGGAGCUUGUCAAUAAUUCAAUUCACCACCCGAACUGUACUGUCAAAUUUAAAGCUCCGCAUGGCGUUACAACAAGAACGUGUUUUAAUGGCAAAGGAACAAUAGCAAAGUGUAACGCCACUGGUUUAUGGUCACAGUAUGAUGAAUUUGUGGAAAAGGCGUGUCAUAGUUACAGAACAAUACAAGAAGUCGAUGGUAUUUUCUAUAACAACCCUUUUUGUUUCAUCUGCAACACAGAAAAUCCCGAACGAGUUCUAAAGAUAAAAUGCAAAAGACAUCGUCCCUUGAACACGCCAUCAUUUACAGCGCUACUUGACUUUAGUGAUGUUAUUUAUGGAAGUGAUGAGGUCACAAAGUCUCAGUGUCCUAAAGCAACUGUUUAUGACCAAGAAAAGAAGGAGUGUAGAAAAAUAAGCUGUUCCCCGGGGCGUGAACUCAGAAACCAAACCUGUAAAUCCAUAUUAGGAGAAUCAAGCGGCAAUGCUUACUCAGUAUAUUUCAGUCUGACCUUAGACAAUGAAAUUUCACUAAAAGAAAAUGAUGGCGUCCUCAGCGAUCUACCAGUCGUCUUGGAACAAUAUAUCCGUGCAGUCUUAUUGGGCAAUCAAGUUAAUAUUCACGAGAGGGUUGUAGCGUUUAAUACAACUGGUGCCUAUGGAAAUUGUUCCCAUUAUACAUCCCAAAUGUUCUUUUCGGCUAACUUGGUUACCAGCGAGGCUGUUUUUCAGAAUGACUUUGAACAAAAGUUGUUGUCUCUAAGAAAUACGACAUUUGUAAUCCAGACGGAGUCCCAAAACUUUACUUUUACUACCUCCGCCAGUGAAGAAGCUCGUCAGUUGCAAACGUUCAAUAAACAGUCGAAGUCUACAUCAUGUAUGACGGUAUCUGCGGUGUCAUAUAAUGAAAAAAAUAUCGAAAGUUUGGAAUAUACGGCUGUAAAUGGGUUGUUGAUGUGUCCACAAAUAAUUUUGAAACAAGAUGAAUAUCACAUGGAGAAAUAUGGUCUCUAUGUAAAAUGGGCAAAUGAAAUAGUUUCGUCGGAUCAAUACGAACAAGAAGAAGAUGGUAGUGUUAAAAUUUGUUUGGAUAACUUUAAAGCCGUUGACCAAGAAAUCCUAGAUGGAAGCUUGGGAAGGGAGGCAUCCACAGCUGAAGCCUGGGUUUCUAGAAUUUGUACGAUAUUGUCUCUGGUAUGUCUCCUAGUUGCCUUCAUUGUCUACUGCGUCUUUAAAUCAUUGAGGAGCAUGCCCGGUCGAAACAACAUGAAUCUCAUAGUCUCUCUCUUCCUAGCUCAGCUGUUAUAUUUGGUGGGAGCAGGACGUACAGAAAUCAAAGGUGUUUGUGAAGCAAUGGCUAUGUUUAUCCAUUAUUUCUGGUUGGCAGCUUUUUGCGCAAUGAACGUUUGCUCUUUUCAUAUGUUCAGAGUUUUUACCACCAUGAGUCGUGACGAUUCUGCCGACCGACGGCGUCGUUUUCUUCAAUACAGUAUUUACAUUUACGGGUUACCUGCGGUUUUAGUAGCAGCAACUCUGGUGGUGCACAUUGUUGCAACAGACAGCGGCACUACCGGUUAUGGCGGAGCAAAUGUGUGUUACUUGUCGUCUGCUCUGGCUAUUCUAAUUGCAUUUGGACUUCCAGUUGCUAUAACUGUCGUUUCAAAUUCUAUUUUUUUUAUUAUAACUCUUCGUGCAAUUAAAAAUCGCCCCAAAAUUGAGAAAAACAAGCAAGACGAACACCACUCGGCUGUCUACAUAAAGUUAUCCACAUUAACUGGAAUGACUUGGACGAUUGGGUUUAUAGCAAUAAUAACGAGGAUAGCGGCCCUGUCCUACAUAUUCAUCUUAAUUAAUGCCAGCCAAGGAGUGUUUUUGUUUAUCUCCUUUGUGUGCAAUGAUCGUGUUAAAAAACUUAUCAUGGAAGGAGGUAAAAGUAGUUCCAGUGCGGGCUACACCCGGAGCACCACAAAAACCAACACCACGGUCUCAGCUGUUGCCGGCAAUAUGCAAGUUCGACCAGGAAAAGAAUGCAAAAUAUAAUUCAAAAAUAGGUCCGGUUUUCAGCAUGACUUAGCAUAAAAUAGUCGUAUUCUGUAAUUGAAUAUUUAUUAUUUAAACAAAAGCGACAGUACUUACCAAACUACCGCAAAAUAUUGUUUUUAAUUUCUGUCAUUUGUUGUUGUAUUAAUUUCUGUCAUCUGUUGUUGUAUUGAGCAUUGUGGAAUAUUAUGUUCUUGUGUUCUUUGUCAUUUCCGGCAAAAAUUGAAAAUAGCCUUUUCAUUGUCAUUUAUCAUUCGAUGCGUCACAAUAUUGAUGUCACAAUAUUUGUAGUAGGAAAUAAAAUCAUUCAGUGAAACACA
Patella vulgata (common limpet) is the source of this 3465-nucleotide messenger RNA. RefSeq lists its product as uncharacterized. Gene Ontology annotation, biological process: G protein-coupled receptor signaling pathway; cell surface receptor signaling pathway. The transcript has 3 exons. Gene Ontology annotation, cellular component: membrane. Gene Ontology annotation, molecular function: G protein-coupled receptor activity. The record is from RefSeq and is a predicted model, not a curated record. NCBI's taxonomy places the organism in Eukaryota, Metazoa, Mollusca, Gastropoda, Patellidae. The coding region runs from base 494 to 3145 and encodes 883 amino acids.